This is a messenger RNA of Suillus plorans, 420 nucleotides long. RefSeq lists its product as uncharacterized. The transcript has 6 exons. The record is from RefSeq and is a predicted model, not a curated record. Lineage: Eukaryota; Fungi; Basidiomycota; Agaricomycetes; Boletales; Suillaceae. The coding region runs from base 1 to 420 and encodes 139 amino acids.
AUGAAUGACCAUGUUAUCAACUGUUGGUAUUUGUCUGAACCGUUGACCAUGGAGGAUAUAAGACAGUGGGAGUUAUGUGCUCUUGACCAUUCAUAUCCUCCCCCUGGGUGCUGUAACGAUACAACAAUUGCUGGGACACUACACAAACCUAGUCUGCUAUACUUGCAAGACAAGUGCAUUCAACCCAAGGGGUUCACUGUAGGGUUAUGUUGGAUUAGCGUCAGGAAUGUAACAAAUGUUAGGGAUAGUGAAUGGCGGGUUACUAAUUCAAUGAAGAACUACAAAUAUCUAAUGACCUCCGCCUACUCAGAGGUAGAAAGUGUUAGCGAUGUGAAAACAGAUAACUGUGCACCUAGUGGGGAUAGAUAUGACAGGACAGGACAUAGGGAGGACAAGUGCACAGGAAAAUAUUGGGUCUGA